Messenger RNA from Erpetoichthys calabaricus (reedfish), 1336 nucleotides. It is a transcript of the gene stac3, whose product is annotated as SH3 and cysteine rich domain 3. Bases 143 to 1261 code for a protein of 372 amino acids. The transcript has 13 exons. Gene Ontology annotation, molecular function: protein binding. The record is from RefSeq and is a predicted model, not a curated record. NCBI's taxonomy places the organism in Eukaryota, Metazoa, Chordata, Cladistia, Polypteriformes, Polypteridae. Gene Ontology annotation, biological process: positive regulation of protein localization to plasma membrane; skeletal muscle contraction; positive regulation of voltage-gated calcium channel activity. Gene Ontology annotation, cellular component: extrinsic component of cytoplasmic side of plasma membrane.
GGGCUAACUGGUGAGCUGGGUACAGCCCAGGAGCCAUGAAGACCUCUGUGGAGAAUCUAGGGUGAAGUCGGGCAAACUAAUGACCAGCAUUUAGCGCUUAGGUGACGCCACCUUAACAUUAUCAGCAACAGGGUGGACAAGGAUGACCGAAGUGGUGGUCCUGGACCCUUCUGCACCUCCCAACCCGGGAGAAAAUGAAAAUGUGCUGCAGAAGUUCAAGAAACUUUUUCAGAAGAAUAGAAAGUCUGAGCCUGAGAGUGCUGAGGUGGCACAGCAGCCCAAUGGGGAAAUAGGCGACUCUGUGCCGGUCUACUUUGUCUAUGAAGUGGAGGAGGAAUACGAUGAGGAUGAAGACAAGGAGGAGUCGCCACCGGAGCCCGUUAAGCCCGUCAACGACAAGCCUCACAAGUUCAAGGAUCACUACUUUAAGAAGCCCAAGUUCUGCGACGUGUGCGCCAGGAUGAUUGUGCUCAACAAGAAGUUUGGCCUGCAGUGCAAAAACUGCAAGACCAACAUCCAUCACCACUGCCAGUCAUACGUGGAGAUGCAGCGGUGCUUCGGCAAAAUCCCCCCCGGAUUCCGGCGCGCCUACAGCUCCCCCCUGUACAGCAAUCAGCAGAACGCUUGUGUCAAGGAGCUGCUCCCAUUCUCCCAAUCCAAUCGCUCGGACCCAGUGUUUGAGACCCUCAGGGUCGGAGUGAUCAUGGCCAAUAAGGAGAGGAAGAAAGACUCCAACGACAAGAAAAAUAUGAUGAUGGCCAUGAUGGAGGAGGAAGAGGCGGCGGUACCCAAGCCAGAGGAGGGCAAGAGCGAGGCAGGGGGUACCGAGGCUGACAAGAAAGGAGACAAAGCGGCAGCUGAUGACAAGAGCAAGAAGCCACAGCCUGGCAUGCGAGGAGGCUUCACCCAGUCCCAUUACUACCUGGCACUGUACCGCUUCAAGGCUCUGGAGAAAGACGACCUGGACUUCCACCCAGGGGACAGGAUUACAGUGAUCGACGAUUCCAAUGAGGAGUGGUGGCGGGGCAAAAUCGGUGAGAAGUCCGGCUACCUGCCCGCCAACUAUAUCAUCCGCGUGCGGGCCGGUGAGCGCGUCUACAAGGUGACCAGGUCAUUUGUGGGCAACAGGGAGAUGGGCCAAAUCACGCUCAAGAAAGACCAGAUCGUCGUGCAGAAGGGCGAGGAGCUCAACGGGUACAUGAAGGUCAGCACUGGCCGCAAGUUGGGCUUCUUCCCGGCCGACUUGCUGCAGGAAAUCUGAGGUGCAGGGAGCAGCGGACCGGACUGGACCCCCUCCCGCCAUGUAGUUAUGCUUUUCUAUAAAUGUUUUCCACCU